This is a messenger RNA of Anopheles stephensi (Asian malaria mosquito), 2909 nucleotides long. RefSeq names its product elongation of very long chain fatty acids protein (gene Elovl7). The record is from RefSeq and is a predicted model, not a curated record. Bases 788 to 1879 code for a protein of 363 amino acids. Gene Ontology annotation, molecular function: fatty acid elongase activity. NCBI's taxonomy places the organism in Eukaryota, Metazoa, Arthropoda, Insecta, Diptera, Culicidae. The transcript is spliced from 7 exons. Gene Ontology annotation, cellular component: endoplasmic reticulum membrane. Gene Ontology annotation, biological process: sphingolipid biosynthetic process; fatty acid elongation, monounsaturated fatty acid; fatty acid elongation, polyunsaturated fatty acid.
ACGAUCGGGGGAGGGGUUCGACACCGAGGUGGAGGGAACGAACGCGAAGAAGCGCCGUGGUGGCGAUCGUGAGGAGUGGGGUCGAUAUAUAAAACAACGUUGUCGCGACAGCCGAAAACUCAUUUCGCUCGUAACAGUCGCUUGCUUCACGCGCGCCGGUGUCCGGGACCUAGGAUAUUCGAGAUUCCCUACCCCUCCCCCAGCCCGUGCAGGAUCCUUUGUGCGUUCGUGUGCUUCUUAGUUUAUGAUUGGUGGUGUGCGUGGAGUGAGUGUGACAUUAGUGGCCGGGCAGUAAUCCUACCUGCCCCCAGGGACUAUUAACUCUCACUUCCGGUGGAUAUCCAUCCAGCGGUGUUCCGUGUUGCAGUGCGAUUCCCGAGUGUUUGGUGGCAACCCGUUAGCCGUCCACCCCGCUUGUCGGUGCUGAAUCAGCAGCAUUUUUCCACCCUUCCCCAAAGCCAAUCGGCCCGCGUUGCGCUACGCUUGUGGUGUGGUAGGCACUUUAACGCUGCUGACGCUCCGAAACCCCAGGACUGGACUCGGGACUGGGCGAGCGAGCUGCUCGAGGUGGAAACAACAACAAAAAUUAGCCAUCGGUACAAAACCAUUACCGAAUCUGAAUCGGACGCAGUGCGCCAAGUGUCUGUAAGCAGUUUUCCAACCCGCCAGUGCACUUUUUCGCUCGACGCCCGUUGCGAGGGAGACUGUGGCGCUCUGUCCCGGAGCGGCAACAUUUAUUAGAAAGCUAACACUCAACCGGUGUAGGAACCCACCCGGACCUACCACGAUGGAGCUUAUCACAAACGUACACCAGGGCUGGCGGUAUCUGAUGGACGAACUGUCGGAUCCAAGGACGCGCGAUUGGCCCCUGAUGAGUUCACCCUUUCCCACGAUUGGAAUCAGUCUGUGUUACGCUUAUUUCGUUAAGGUUCUCGGCCCCAAGCUGAUGGAAAACAGGAAACCCUUCGAGCUGCGAAAGGUGCUGAUCGUGUACAACUUCUUGCAAGUGCUGUUCAGUACGUGGUUGUUUUACGAGGCAUGCGUUUCCGGAUGGUUGGCCGGGUACAGUCUGCGCUGCCAGCCGGUCGACUACUCCCGCUCACCGAUGGCCAUGAGGGUAAGUGAAGGUGCCACAGCUAGCUCUGGGGCUUUCUUCCUGCUUAUCGAACUUAAGUUAAUAUCCUCCCCCUCCCUCCGGGGGUUUCUUCCCUUCCAGAUGGCAUCCGGAUGCUGGUGGUACUACUUCUCCAAGUUUACCGAGUUCUUCGACACCAUUUUCUUUGUGAUGCGCAAACGGUACGAUCAGGUGUCGACCCUGCACGUCAUCCAUCACGGCAUCAUGCCCGCCUCGGUCUGGUGGGGAGUUAAGUUUACGCCAGGUGGUCACAGUUCUUUCUUCGGUCUGUUGAACACCCUCGUGCAUAUCGUAAUGUACACGUACUAUAUGCUGGCCGCGAUGGGACCGAAGGUACAGAAGUACCUCUGGUGGAAGAAAUAUCUCACCGUUUUCCAAAUGGUUCAGUUCAUCCUGGUGAUGGGCCAUGCCUUCCAGCUGCUGAUCUGGAACGAGUGCAACUAUCCGAUCGCGUUCGCUUACUUCAUCGGAGCUCACGCCGUCAUGUUCUACUUCCUGUUCUCGAACUUCUAUAAACAGGCGUACACCGUGCGAAAACAGGCAAAGAAGGAAAAGGCUGAUCAGAUGGCACUCACCAACGGCAACCUGGAGUCGGUGCCGAACAAGAACAUCGGUGCCAACGGACAUGCGGCCGCACCGCACAGCAACGGCAAGCCGGACUUUUAUCAAACCAUCGACAAAACGAUGGAGGACAGCUACUCGACCACGCGGCACCGUGCGUUUGUCGGGUUCGGUAGUAAUUAGAUGCUCACGACGGGAACGGUGCUAAAACCGGUGCCUUUUACUGUGAUCGGUUCUGAGCUCUCCCUAAUGGGCCCGGUUUGCUCUGCAGUGGAUGAACGCGGACCAGGAGCCAUUCGCUGCCCAUCGCCAUCAAAGCCCAUCAAGGGCACAUCCCGGGAGCUCAUCGCUGAUUACUUCCUGGACGCUGCCAGUGAAUGCCUAUUUGAAAGACAAAAACAAAAACAAAAAAAAACAAAGCAAAACAUGAAGCACAUUUGAAGCAAUUUGAAGCGUGCGCCUUUUUUUCGGCGGCCGUUUCAUCCUUGCUGUACAGCAUUAGCCAGACAGAUUGUACUUGCUUUAAGUUUCUCGUAUUCCUUAAGGCGAAUCAUUGCACAUCUACGUUUACGCGUCAACCAGUGGUUUGAUUGCAAUCGCGCCCCUAAAACGGUUGACCGCUCACAGCGUGGUACAGCAGCAGAAGCAUAGCGUAGUACUUUAGCAGAACGUUCGAUAGGAGAUAAGCUCACAACGUUAGCGUUAACAUAGGUCUUGUAAGUCAGUAGAACCGUACAUCCAGCUGGUGCGUGAUUGUGCAUCGUUACGGUGGAUGUUCAAAGAUUUCUUGUACUGUAUUAUAAGGACACAUCUAUUGAAUGCUCAUUCACUCAUGCGCACACGAUGCGAUCAGGCUCACCGCAGGGCACAGGGCGUUUUGUAUUCGUUUUUUGUUCAUAGUCAGCUGUAAAUUAUUAAGCACUGAACGAUUGCCACCACACACGAUCGUACGUAAAUGAAUUUGAUGCCACUCGAACGCUGGAAAUGAGACACGGGCACGGUGCCAAUCUCAACGAUAGUAUCGAUAGUAGCCGCACAUGAAUCAUUUCUUUCAUUAGUCUAUAACGAAUCGUUAAGCAAUCAGCGAUAGUUCAAGAGCAGUGCAAUUAGUUUUGCUCGUACAAAACUGGUAUUGGUGAACAAUGUAUGCAGAAAAAAAACUGGUACUGUACAAUUAUAAUAAAAAAAAACCAUAUGCUUAUAAUAAUUUCGA